Molecule: messenger RNA, 2670 nt
Organism: Paramecium tetraurelia
Lineage: Eukaryota; Ciliophora; Oligohymenophorea; Peniculida; Parameciidae
Exons: 4
Source: RefSeq, a predicted model, not a curated record
AUGAAUUCUUAUGUUUUGGAAACAUUAUUCAAUACUUCUGGUUGUCUCUUUGCCAGAUCUGAAUAAUUAACACAGGGAAAGUUGCAUGUUUAUAAUUCUCUAUUCAUAAACAACUCAGGUACUCAAGGAAUUGCCAUCACUUCAAUAAAUGUGAAAACUUUCUUGUAAAAUAUAAGGAUUAUGAAUAAUGUUGCCAGUUCAUAUGGAGGUGGAUUAUUUUUUGAUUUAAGUAGCAAUGAGUUUGUGAUAAAAUCAGCUCUUAUUUAAAAUAAUAGUGCAAGGGAAGGUGGGGGAAUCUAUUUAAAUGGAAAUAGCAUUUUAAGCAAAAAUAACUUUUAUGGUUCUCUUUUAAUUCUUAAUAACGCUUAUUUAUCGACCAAUAACCUGCAAGAAUUGCCUUCUCAUUUAGAUCUAUCAAUCAAUUAUUAAACCUUGCCUUCAGAAUUUAAAACAAUCAACUCAAUACCAAUAAGUUCAUUAAAUUUAUACCCAUAUAAAAUACUCCAGUAAGGUAAACCAAUGAUCACAUAGAUAUUGAUGAUACCUAGCAAUUAAGAGAUGAUCAAAUAUACAAUAUACAAUCUAAAGAAUUAAAAUUUUAUUACAUAUUUAACCGAGGUGUCGAUUUAAUUUAAAAAUAGAUUCAAUGAAUAAUUACUAAAUUUUUCCAAUUCAACUUGUUAAAUUGUACAAUCAACAAUUCAAGUUAAUACCAAAACCGUAAAUCAAACCAAUAUCUCAUUAAUUUAUUUUGAUUAAACAAAAAAUAAUUUCAAUUUGGGAACAUUAAUUUUUACUUAGGAUCCAUAUAGAUAAAAUGAAGAAGAGCAUGUAAUCUAAUUAUAUUGCAAAACUUAAUACUAGACUUAAGAAUUAUUGUAUAAUAUAAAAACAAAAAGCUUAUUUUGUUAAUUAGGAGAAUUUUAUGUCUAAAAUGGUUGUUCAGUUUGUUAAUCAUUAUAAGGCUUUUAUUCUGUCACCUACAAUACUUCUAAAUGCUCUAUUUUUGAUAAGAUCAAAUUUGAUGAAAUUACUUCUAAUAACAUUAAAUUAAAACCUGGGUAUUGGAGACCUCACUUUGAAUCUGAUUUAGCGGUAAUUUGUUUUAAAAAGUUAUAAUCCUGCUAAGGCGGUUGGAUUGUAGGGGAUGAUCUAUGCAAUACUGGAUAUAUGGGAGCAAUAUGUGAGGAAUGCGAUAAACAUAACAUAAGAGGAGAUGGAUAUUAUUUCAAAAACAAUGAAAAUUUUUCAUGCAUAAGUUGUAAUUAAGCUUCAAUUAAUAUUUUAUCUUUCAUUUUUAUCGGAAUUUGGACUAUUUUUUCAACUCUUAUAACACUAAGAAGUGUAGAAAAAACAAAUUAAUUAUUUACAUCACUUGCCCUUUCCAAAAAGUUUCCUGAUUUACUGUUUAAGUUGAAUUUAGGUAAAUAUUAAGAUUUUCUUUUAGAUCAAGAGAGCAUCUUAUUGAAACUUUAUUUAAAUUACACUUGGAUAUUUUCUCUAAUUUUUACAUUCAACAUUUAAUUCUCCUUUUCAUUCAUCUUUAUUAACACAAUGAAUGAUACAUCUUAUUUUAUGUCUCGAAAUUUAGACUGUUAACUAACUUAAUAAUUUUCCCUUGAAUUGAUAUAUACUCGAGUAAUAGUCAUGCUUACUUUAAUAAUUUUUUUAAUUUUAAUUAUUUAAUUUGGAGUCAAUAUUUUUUUUAUUGUUAAAAAGGUCAAGUUUAAUGACAACAUACUUUCAAUUACCUUACUUUAUGGGUAUAUAUAGAACUAUGCUUCACUAAUUAAUCAGCUUUCUUCAAUUUUAGCUAAAAGAUAAAUCUCAUCUAUUAAUUAUGUUUAAGGAGAUGUAUCGCUUUUAUUUGAUUCAGAUAAUCAUUAGUAAUGGAUAUAUAAAUUUUCAAUACCAUUGUUAUCACUGAUUGGCUUAAUUUUACCAAUUUCUUUACUUUGCUUUUUGUACAUCAAAAGAGGAAUAUUAAAUAAAAUCUCAUUGAGAAGACAUUUUAGUUACUUAUUUAAUGAAUAUAGAAUUAAUUGCUUUUAUUGGGAAUGGAUGAAGUUGUGGAAGAAAACAAUUAUUAUUAUCAUAUUGAUUUAUUUUGAAACAAAUAUACUCUUAAAGGGAAUCUUAAUAGGGAUUUGCUUGAUAGUUUAUUAAGUAAUCACAUCAUUAUAUCAACCGUACAUUUAUGAAAAAUUAAACAAAUUGGAUUUGUAAACUGGAUAAUGUUGUUCGAUAGCAAUUUUCUUAGCAUCUAUUAAAUACAUUUGCGAAUAGGAAGAAGAGGAUGCUAUUGCGAAAAUUGUAUAAAUGCUUAUAGUAUUUCUCUUCUUAAGAUUAAGUUAUCCUAUAAUUUCAAAUAUUUUCGCUAUUUAUUAUAGGAAAUAUAAGGAAUAGCUGGUUCAAGUCUUAGUAGAAAUCUUAAGAAAAUCAUCAUCACAAUAAAAACUAAUUUGGAAAUUAAGUGACAAACUAGAUUAAUGGAAAUAGAAGUAAGAUAGAAUAUAAAGAAAUUUCAAAAAGAUGAGAGAACUUACUUUUAAGAAUCAAAAAAUCAAUAAAUAUGUUGUUUUUUAAACCAUUUGCGGGAAAUAAAAUACUAUGUAAGACUUGGAACUUUUGAAUUCACGAAAUUUCAAUUACCCAAAAAAGGUGCUGUGA